Molecule: messenger RNA, 2196 nt
Organism: Cladocopium goreaui
Lineage: Eukaryota; Dinophyceae; Suessiales; Symbiodiniaceae
Source: the annotation of a GenBank genome assembly
AUGUCGCUGGGUGGGGCAUGCACGCAAAGCACGCGCCCAGAGAAUCUGGAGGAGUCUGCGCUCGAUAGUCAAUGGCAAGAGAUGGAGCAGAAACAUUACAGUCUCAUGAACAUGAAGCUUGGAAAGGCAGCAGCCAAAAAAAGCAACCGCGACAACAAAGGAAUUGGAAACUAUGAGGAACAAGGCCUGAAGGUGCAGCCACAGGAAGCAGCAGGCGUAGAGCUUCCUUGGGACGACGCGCGGCAGCUGGUAGAAGCAAUCGUACUGUCUCGAGUUGACACACCAGAUGAUGCAGUAAAGGUGCUCGGACAGAGUUGGGUGCCAACUUGGGACGGCUGGAAAGAAUUGCGCCAAUGUGCGACAGAGCGCUGCUGUGUUGCAAUCGCGGAGCGACUGUGCGACAUCGCCCAGCAAAAUGCCCCUUACCAAAGCAAGACCGACACCCAAGCAUUGCAGGCUUUGGCGUCCGAAGGGUUCAUGUGGCGGAAAGCGCUGUCACACGGCGUGAAUAACUGCUUGAUCGAUUCCCUGAUGUUGUGCCUGUCGUAUGAACACAUUUUGCCUAAUAACUUAACAACAGAUGUCACAGCAAGGCGACGCGUUGCAGCUGCAUGCAGAAAGCAUUUGAUUCAAGAGAUUGGGGACGAAGUGGCUCCAGGCAGCAAUGGGCUUUUCCCGUUCCUGGAUGCGCAUCGGGAUGGCCCCAGAAUUGUAGACUUUUUGUUCCAUUGGUUUCGCGUUGUUGCGCGCACGAAUAUGCUAAUUCAUGUGCAUGACAGAUUUGGUGAGCAGGCUGCAGGUGCAGACUGGAAUAAAAUUGCAGUGAACCUUGGCCAUAGGUACCCACAACAGACUGUUUUGCAGCUACACAUUUAUAACCACACUUCUGUUCGGGGUAGAGGGUAUCAUUUUGAUAGCUUGCUCCCGAUCACUGGGCGUGAAGCCGAAUCAAAGAAAAAGAGAAGCCGUACCGUAGCGGCCACCAACGCAAUGAAGAUAGAAGCAGAGUCCGUUCUGACAGGAGCGGAACUCAAUGAUUUGCAGCGAGAGCCGCAGAGAAACGGUGGCACACCUGAGAAGCCGAGUUGUAACAAGGAGGCAGCAGAGCAGCAAGCAGAUCAAAGAGCAGAAGCCGUAUUUGCAAAGAUGGCGUGGUACUUUCAUGGCACGACUUUCGCGACAUCCUGGCUUGAUGCGCUGCUGGCAAAUCUGAUUUUUCAUGGAUAUAUGUUACAGUUUCCAGAUUUGCUUGCGCGUCAGGAUGCACGCUUUCACCUAUGUAGAACAUGCCAGGCAAGUUUAGAACCGGAGCAACUAGAGAGCGACAAAGCCUUCGACUUACAGCAUCAUCUCGCGAAGGCAAUUUUGUUUUUCACAAGUAGGAGCCGAGAUGAGGUGAAUGCUGAGGUACAUGUGUACGAUUCAACUACCACUGACCUCAGUGUACCGCAUGAAGUUUAUACCAUCGGUCGACUUGACAGCUUGCUGGUGCCAGUCUUCCGCCUCUAUCGCUACAAAAAUGGCCGUUACGCUGCCUUGUUGCCUGCUAACCCAGCAGAACGGCCUGUGUUCACAAGUGGCGACUUGCAUAAAGCAGCCCAAGGUAGCAAACAAAACGACAUGAAUGCAACGUGCACUGUAGCGCCAUCGACAAAUUCGUUUGGAACAAGUGGCUGCGCUGCCGGCAUAGGCAACGCAGCAAGAUGCAAGUGCAAGCCCACUGCGCAAAACAGAGAUGAAUGUGCCUCCUCGCCGUGUGCGCCACAAAGCACCGCCGGUCGGAUCAACAACAGCACCACCAUCCGGAACUGGUUCGCUGCAAGGUUCAAAUUGAUGGUGGGCUUCUUCCAACCAGCUCAGCUUCCAACCCUCACGGCUGAAGAUAUGGCCUCUGAGCAGAAGAACGACGAGCGGAGGAAACAGAGGAAAUAUGCCAUGGAAGCCUUGGACCAGGGCUGGGCCUUAAAAAAUGGACAGCAGCCCACUACUGGGAUGUUCACUUGUGGCAAGUGCAAAGGCAACAAGACCACGUACUUCCAGAUGCAAACAAGGUCUUCAGAUGAACCCAUGACCACCUUUGUGACCUGCCUGACCUGCAGCAACCGAUGGAAGUUCUGUUGAGCGCCUGGCGGUGCCUGGCGGUGCCGUGAUGGUGAAAUCAUACGUUACUCCGUAACUGUUACUGGAGAUUGGGAU